Panicum virgatum (switchgrass) is the source of this 970-nucleotide messenger RNA. Its product is annotated as GDSL esterase/lipase At5g03610-like. The record is from RefSeq and is a predicted model, not a curated record. Bases 1 to 897 code for a protein of 298 amino acids. Gene Ontology annotation, molecular function: hydrolase activity, acting on ester bonds. The transcript is spliced from 5 exons. Lineage: Eukaryota; Viridiplantae; Streptophyta; Magnoliopsida; Poales; Poaceae.
AUGACGAAGCUUCUGUUCACCGCCUGCUGCUGCUUCCUAAUCCUCCUCCUUGUCAAUGGCACUCAUCACGUGGAGGCCCGUCGCCACCGCGAGCGUCGCCAGGACCGCACGCUCUUCGUCUUCGGCGACUCCUUUGUGGACGCCGGCAACCUUCCGAGAUCAGCAAAGAGCAGGGCGUCGCGUGGGUGGUACUACCCCUACGGCAGCUCCGACUCCGCUCACCGCAACAGAGCAACCGGCCGCCUUUCGGACGACCUCGUGCAAUCAGAUUUCCUCGCGAGGAUGCUGGGGAACGACGACGAGCCCCCUCCGCCGUACAGUCCGAACGAGGCGGUGGACGGGUCCGGCGGCGUCAACUUCGCCCUACCCAUGUCCGGCGUCUUGAACGGCCCGGAGGAGGAGCUGGCGCUGGGCGGGCAGAUCGACCAGUUCAGGAGGCUGGUGAGCCGCGGGGUCAUCCGGGACGCGGACCUGGACGGGUCCGUGGCGCUCGUCUCCGUCGCCAACGGCCACGACUACUCGCACGUCAGCGACACCACCUGGCUCAGCGGCUACGCCCGGUGCGACGGCCGCGGCAACGCCAUGGCCGGCAUGCACAACGCGCUCCUCGGGCAGAAGCUCGGCGACCUGGACGGCGUCCUGCUGCUCGACCUCUACACCGCCUUCAAUAGCGUCGCCCAGUCCAAAUCCGGCUCGACGCCGUGCUGUGAUACCACGGACCCGAACGGGCAUUGCGGACAGGAGGACGGCAGUGGCAGAGCUCAGUACAGUGUGUGCGACGACCCGGACAGCUACUUCUCCUGGGACUACAUGCACCCGACGCAAGCCGGAUGGGAGGCCGUCAUGGAUCAGCUGCGAGGACCCAUCCAGGAUUUCUUGGCCAGCUCUAGGGACUAGUUAUUGUUAGUUCGUUGUACGUGUGUCCUAAAACUUUAGGUAGUUAGGUUAAUUUGGGCCGCGAUUAGUUAAG